AAUCCAGUGGAAUAAAGCUUGGUGGAGUUCAACCUCAGAACGGGUGGAGUGUGAGUGAGAGUGACAUCAUGGCUGAUCACAAGACAGUGGGCGGGGCUUGUCGGAAUGCAGGUGGGAUAAGCAGAAGUUCCGGGAAUCAGCUGUAGAAGUUAUUAAAGAUAUCCCUCCACCCGCCGGUGAGAAUGUGAGGAUCAUCACCGUCGUUGGAAUCGUUUUGGCCGUGAGCUGGGAUCAGAACCCGAGUGUGAAGAUGCCUGCGGUAUCUACAGGAGUGAAGGAGCUCUACCUCUCCACCUCGCUGGGGGAUCUGAACAAGAAGGCCGAGAUCAAACCCGAUAAAGUCAGCACCCGGAUCUACAUCCAGAGCGCGUGUAAGAUCUUCAAGGCGGCGGAGGAGUGCCGUUUGGAUCGCGACGAGGAGAAGGCGUACGUCCUCUACAUGAAGUACCUGACCGUCUACGACCUCAUCAAGAAGAGACCCGACUUCAAACAGCAGCAGGAGUUCUUCAUGUCCAUGCUGGGACCGUCCUCCAUCAGGAAAGCCAUCGAGGAGGCGGAGAAGCUCUCCAGCAGUCUGAAGCUCAGGUAUGAGGAGGUGGAGGUGAGGAAGAAGCUGGAGGAGCAGGAGAAGAGGGAGGAGCAGGAGAAACGAGAGCGGAGGCUGAAGAAGGAGGAGGAACGAGCUUCACCCAGAGCUGCAGAGAACAGGAGAGACAGUACCAAGGUGAAAAGAGAACAGAACGAUGUGAAGAGUUCACCAGCGCCCCCGAGUGGUGGUAUCAGUGCACAGCAGCUGUACAUAAUGGUCAAGGAUCCUGGGAUCAGUGUGAUUGUGAUGGACGCUCGAACACAGGAGGAUUUUAACCAGUCCCACAUGAUGGUUCCUAAUCACACCUGUAUUAGUGUUCCUGAGGAGGCCAUCAGCCCGGGCAUCACAGUGAAUCAGAUGGAGGUGAACCUCCCCACAGAGUCCCUCUCCCAGUGGAAGCAGAGAGGUUGUGUUGAUUACAUCGUCCUGCUGGACUGGUUCAGCUCCGUGACGGACCUGAAGAUGGGAACUACACUGCAGAGCCUGAAGGAGGCGCUCUUCAAGUGGGACAGUGUGACCAUCCUGCGCAGUGAACCUCAGGUUUUGGAGGGUGGAUAUGAGAACUGGCUGCUCUUCUACCCCAUGUUCACCAGCAACCCCAAAAUCAAGCCACCCCGCCAACACACACACACCCUGCUACCCCAGCUUAAUUUCAGCUACCCUCGUCUGGAGGAACCUCCACCAGAGCCGGCGAGUGGGAACCAGAACCACGCGGUGGACGAGGCGCAGGCUAACGGAGACGUUACGGACGAGCCCGUCAUCACCGACGCGCACGCCGAGCCCGGAGCGGCCGAUGCACGCGCUCACGCCGCCGCGGUACAGCCGACACCACGACCACGACCCACGCCGAACACACCCAGCGUCACCACUCCCAAACACCCCGCUGCUACAGCCAAGAGUACACCACAGUUCGACCGCUCCACCAAACCAGCCGCCAGACCUUCAGAAGACGGGAAGUCCAGCGCCGAGGGCGGAGCCAAAGAGAACGGGACCAAAGACGGCGGGGCCAAGGACACCCCCGUUUCCACGGCGACCAACGGGCCGGUGGUCCCGGAUCGGUCAGUCAAACCCAACCUGCAGGAGAAGAAAGGACUCGGGGACGAGGACGAGGAGGAGGAGGAGGAGGAGGAGGAGAGCAGGAGGAAGCUGGAGAGGCAGAAGGCAGAGGAGGAGGAGGAGGAGGAGGAGGAGGAUGGAGAGGAGAGAGGAAGGAGAGGAACCAAGGAACAGAGUCUGGAUGCUCACAUCAAGAGCAUGUCUCUGGAUUCUCCUCUACCCAACACCACUGUGUCUGACAUCAAGCGGGAGCCUCUUACCCGUGCCCGCAGUGAGGAGAUCGGGCGGGUGGUACCAGGUCUACCUGAGGGCUGGAUGAAGUUCCUGGAUGUGGUCACAGGGACGUACCGCUAUUAUCACUCCCCCACCAAUAAAGUGCACCUGUACCCACCCGAGGUCACGCCCCCUGCCACGCCCCCGGCCACGCCCACUGCCACGCCCACCAAACCCAAGCCCCGCCAGGGAGCCACGGAGAAGGACAAGGAGAGAGAGAAGGAGCGGGAGAGAGAGCAGUCCAAAUUAAAACGCUCCUACUCCUCCCCCGAUAUCAGCCAGGACCUGAAGGCCGAGGGGGCGCGCAAAGCCACGCCCAUACCCACCAUCAACAGAGAAACCAAACCCCAGGCCGCCACGUCGUACGUGAAAGCCGAGAUCGCCCGCCCCUCCGCCGCUAAGAUCCGGAACAUGAACCCGGUGUUCGGGGGCCCGGGGCCGUGUCUGACGGGGCUGAGGAACUUAGGGAACACCUGCUACAUGAACUCCGUCCUGCAGUGUCUGUGUAACACGCCCUACAUGGCCGACUACUUCAACAAGAACCGCUACCAGGAGGACAUCAACAGGGCGAAUAUUCUGGGCCAUAAGGGUGAGGUGGCGGAGGAGUUCGGGGCCAUCAUGAACGCCCUGUGGUCGGGGCAGUUCAAGUACAUCAGCCCCCGCGACUUCAAAAUCACCAUCGGUAAAAUAAACGAGCAGUUCUCCGGGUACGAGCAGCAGGACUCUCAGGAACUCCUGCUGUUCCUCAUGGACGGCCUGCACGAGGACCUCAACAAGGCCGAUAACCGUAAGAGGCUGAAGGACGAGCCGUGUGAUCAGAUGGAUGAUGUCAGCGGGGCGGAGUUAUCCUGGAGGAAACACAAGCUGCUGAACGAGUCCAUCAUCGUCUCACUGUUCCAGGGUCAGUUCAAGUCCAGCCUGCAGUGUCUGAGCUGCCACCACCGCUCCCGCACCUUCGAGACCUUCAUGUACCUCUCACUGCCCCUCGCCUCGUCCUCCAGAUGUUCUCUACAGGAGUGUCUGAGGCUCUUCUCCAAGGAGGAGAAGCUGACGGACAAUAACAAGGUCUACUGUCCUCACUGCAAAGCUCACCGAGAGUUCACCAAGAAACUGGAGAUCUGGAAGCUUCCACCCAUCCUGCUCAUCCAUCUAAAGAGGUUCUGGUACGAGGGCCGGUGGAAGCAGAAGCUCCAGACCUCGGUGGAUUUCCCUCUGGAGAACCUGGAUCUGUCCCAGUACGUCAUCGGCUCCAAAAACAACCUGAGGAAGUACGACCUGUACGGCGUGUCCAAUCACUACGGGGGGCUGGACGGCGGGCACUACACGGCCUACUGCAGGAACGCCAACCGCCAGCUCUGGUACAAGUUCGACGACCACGAGGUCUCCGAGAUCUCCGCCUCGUCCGUCAAGUCCACCGCCGCCUACAUCUUCUUCUACUCCUCCAUCUGAGGCCGCGCCCGGCCUCGCCGCCGACACCCGUCGCUCCCGACCGGCCGAGAGCCCGCGGAGCCGCCGUGGGCGGAGCUUAAAGCCCCUCGGCGAGGAUGAGGAGCGGAUGAGGACGUUUGCUCCGGUUCCUCUCUGUUCUGGAUCUUUCUCUACAUUUCUGACUUUAACGGUGGACGAGUGAAGCUGGACUGGAGCUGGACUGACCCACAGAGCUUCAGACACUAAUACAGAUUUGGGACGCGGCCGUGUGGGCUCCGAAGGUUCGGUUCUCAGACUGAAUGUGUUUCCACCGCUCGGUUCUGCUCGCUUCUUCCUCAGCUCAUGUACAUAAUGUUUAUUAUUUAUCUUUAAUGUGACCAAAUUUCUGCCUGAAGGCUCGAACGAGUGUCUGAGGGACACUGUGGGGGGCGCAGUGUAGGGGGGGCGCA
Messenger RNA from Trichomycterus rosablanca, 3795 nucleotides. It is a transcript of the gene usp8, whose product is annotated as ubiquitin specific peptidase 8. Gene Ontology annotation, molecular function: cysteine-type deubiquitinase activity. Gene Ontology annotation, cellular component: cytosol; dendritic spine; postsynaptic density. Lineage: Eukaryota; Metazoa; Chordata; Actinopteri; Siluriformes; Trichomycteridae. Gene Ontology annotation, biological process: Ras protein signal transduction; protein K63-linked deubiquitination; protein K48-linked deubiquitination. The record is from RefSeq and is a predicted model, not a curated record. The transcript has 19 exons. Bases 251 to 3367 code for a protein of 1038 amino acids.